AUCCUAUCUGUCUGUCCCCCGCUCUCUCUCGCUCUCUCUCUCUCUCUUUCUCUCUUGCAGGUCCUGUGCUUAACGAAGGCAGGAGAAGAGACGGAUCCGAGGGAGAGAAGAACGAUUCAGAUUAAACAAAAACGAAAAACGCCGUCUUUAAUUCGGUGAAGAUGGAUCAGGUGUUGAACAAGGUGGGAACGUACUGGUUCAGCAAGAAGGCCAACAAGGAGAUCAGCUCCGUCGGCGAUGACAUCAAUUCAUUGUCCAGCAGCAUUGAAGGAGGAGCAAAAUGGUUGGUUAACAAAAUCAAAGGGAAGAUGCAAACACCACUUCCAGAACUCCUAAAGGAAUAUGGCCUGCCUGUUGGGAUCUUUCCUCGUGACGCAACAAACUAUGAGUUCAAUGAAGAGACAGGAAAGCUCACUGUCUUCAUACCCUCAAUCUGCGAAGUGGGCUACAAGGACUCUUCGGUUUUACGCUUUUUCACCACAGUUACCGGAUAUCUUGAGAAAGGGAAACUAGCAGAAAUAGAAGGGAUGAAAACAAAGGUCAUGAUAUGGGUGAAGGUGACGGCGAUAUCAGCUGAAGGAUCAAAGCUUCAUUUCACUGCUGGGAUGAAGAAAACCCGGAGCAGAGAUGCUUAUGAGGCUCUCAGAGAUGGAGUGGGUGUAGAUAAGCUCUAAAACACUGGAAGCUUGUAUUUGUUUACUUGCUAUUGUUCUGACGGAGCUUCUGUGUUUACAUUCUUCGAACCGAUGUGGCAUGGUUAACUACUAGUGCAAAAACUUUCAAGUGUAUGUAAUCUUCGUCCGCUCUAAAUGUUUCUAUCA
This is a messenger RNA of Syzygium oleosum, 821 nucleotides long. RefSeq lists its product as uncharacterized. Bases 162 to 674 code for a protein of 170 amino acids. NCBI's taxonomy places the organism in Eukaryota, Viridiplantae, Streptophyta, Magnoliopsida, Myrtales, Myrtaceae. The record is from RefSeq and is a predicted model, not a curated record. The transcript has 3 exons.